This is a messenger RNA of Dracunculus medinensis (Guinea worm), 435 nucleotides long. Lineage: Eukaryota; Metazoa; Nematoda; Chromadorea; Rhabditida; Dracunculidae. The record is from the annotation of a GenBank genome assembly.
UUAGAUCCAUUGCCUUCUACAGCGGAUAUUCAUCAAGGUAAGGGACAUUUUGAGCAAAAUGAAGCAGAAGAUGGUGCUUACGACGAAAAUAGUAAAGGCCAAGUGCUUCUUGAACAAGAGAGGUUCUUGCCAAUAGCAAACAUAUCCAGAUUAAUUAAAAAUAUGAUUCCUUCUACUGGCAAAGUAGCGAGAGAUGCAAAAGAAUGCAUUCAGGAAUGCGUAUCUGAAUUCAUAUCGUUUAUAACCUCAGAAGCUAGUGAAAGAUGCAUUAAUGAAAGACGUAAAACAAUUACUGGUGAAGACCUUCUCGCAGCUCUUUCUGCCUUGGGAUUCGACAAUUAUGUGGGACCAUUGACAGUUUAUAUGAAAAAGUUAAUUUUGUUUAAUUCUGCUUUUUUUUUUAAAAAUCAGCCAUCAAAUGUUGUGAUCGAAUAA